Hemibagrus wyckioides is the source of this 2200-nucleotide messenger RNA. It is a transcript of the gene serpina10a, whose product is annotated as serpin peptidase inhibitor, clade A (alpha-1 antiproteinase, antitrypsin), member 10a. The transcript has 5 exons. The record is from RefSeq and is a predicted model, not a curated record. Gene Ontology annotation, biological process: negative regulation of endopeptidase activity; blood coagulation. Bases 239 to 1414 code for a protein of 391 amino acids. Gene Ontology annotation, molecular function: serine-type endopeptidase inhibitor activity. NCBI's taxonomy places the organism in Eukaryota, Metazoa, Chordata, Actinopteri, Siluriformes, Bagridae.
GUGUAGACAGAUGAAGGCUUUAAUCCUGAGGGUUGUGUAAGAGGGAGUGUGUGUGUGUGUGUGUGUGUGUGUGUGUGUUGGUGAAUCUACACACACAGUGUGUGCAUUACACACCGAGCUGCUGAGGAUCAGGCUCUAAUCCGCGACUUCUCUCCUUCUGCUUCAGGAUUAUUGGACAGAAACACUGCUAAAAACAUUGGGCUUUUUCCCUCUGCUGGAAGAUCAUCUGGACUGAGACAUGGAGAAGGUCUGUGUCCUGCUCAGCGUAACCCUCCUCGCCGCAGGUACUCGGGGUCAGACACCGAGCCCGGACACGCAGGAGCUGACUGCCCGGAGUGCAGACUUUGCCACGGCGCUGUACCGCAAGAUCGCCAGCAUGAGCGAUGAUAACUUUGCAUUCUCACCCUUAGCAGCCUCCCUGAGCCUGGCAACCCUGGCAGCAGGAGCCGAAGACAACACGAGAAAGGAGCUGCUGCAGGCGUUAAACCUGGCUCCUAUGGAGAGAGAUGGAGAACCCGAGCGGAUCCCGACGCUGUUGCAGCAGAUGAAGGAAGCUGUGGUUCAGACUUUAGCGACGGCUCUGUUCAUCAGCAAGCAAGUCCAGGUCGAGUCCAGUUUCAGCAGCCAGGUGAAGAAGUUCUACAGCGCAGAUUUGAAGAGUGUGGAGUUCUCCAACGAGCAGGCCACUAAAGCCAGCAUCAGUGAGUACGUCACAGCCAACACUGGGAACAAGAUCAGGGAGGUGCUGGACAAUGUGAAUGCUCAAAACCAGCUCAUGCUCAUCAGUGCUGCAUAUUUUACAGGCCAGUGGAAGCUCCCGUUUAACUCCAGCUUCACCCAGGAGGAACGGUUCUAUGCUGAUAAGUACCACAUCAUCCAGGUGCCCAUGAUGAUCCGCUCUGAUAAGUAUUACCUGGCAUAUGACCCGGCUCUGAAGGUGGGCAUUCUGAAGCUGCCGUGUGCUGAUGGGACUGCCAUGCUGCUCCUGCUGCCGGAUGAAGAUGUAGAUUACACGUCUGUGGAUGAAGCUCUGACUGCUGAAGUCUUCCUCGGAUGGGUGGCAAAGCUAAAGAAGACGAAGUUAGAGGUCCAGAUACCCAGGUUCUCAGUGGAGUACUCUUUCUCCUUGAUGAAAAGCCUCCCCAGUCUGGGCUUCACCAAAUUCGAGGACAGUAGUGCAGAUCUGUCAGGAAUCAGCAAAACCUCUGAGCUGAAACUGUCUGAGGCACUGCAGAAGGUCCUGGUGGAAGUGGAUGAGCAAGGAGGCUCGGCUGCCCCGUCCUCCUCCAGUAUCUUCAUGGACACUCUUCCUCCGAGGCUCACCUUCAAUCGGCCUUUCCUGUUCCUCGUCUAUCACGAGGCCACCAAGAGCCUGCUGCAUAUGGGCCGUGUAAUCGACCCCACUAAGAAGUAGCCGUGUUCGUGUUCAUGCUUCACCUAAAACAUAUUUAGCAAACGCUUUCUUCUGUGCACUGAUUAGCGUUCCUGGAAUCUGCGUUGUACCAAAGCUGUAUGUAAUGUACGUAAUGGAAUAUGGUAAACACUUAUCUACAUGCAGUAAUGAAUCGUUAUAAACAGAAAUAUUUACUCAUCAAGCUAUAAACCUUAUAGAUUACUACCUAAUUCUCCUGGAUUAAAGUCAUUAUUACCUUCUGAAUCCUGGAUUCUGAUUGGUCAGAAUGUAGCAGCAGCUUUUAUAUUAAUGUGGCGUUCAAAUAUGUUACGGUUUCUAUAGCAACGGCUCACGCACAGGUGGUUGAUCUAUAUAAAUUGAUAAAAUUCUGUAAGGAGAUGUUUAUGGAACUUUUAUGGACGGAGUCUCCAGUGUCAGUGCUUUGUAGUUUUCUUACCGUUUUCAGGAAAACAAAUAUUUGCACAAUUCUCCAACAAUUCAUAAAGAAAGAGUUCAGAAACUUCAGGAAGUCAUGAGUGGUGUUCACCAUGGGCUUUAUUGUUUGGGUUCUGUGUUGUGACGUGAAUCACUCGGGUGCUUUAAAGCACCAGGAAUAAUCUCACUGGUGGAAAUGGAGAGUCCCAGAACUCCUAAAGGUGGUGCUCAGUCAUAAAAAUACACACUUUUAUCCUAGCAAGUGGGAAAAUAUUAUAAAACAAAGAUUCUGCAAAGCAUGCUAUAAUACAAAAAGAAAAAACAAAUCAAAAUAAAUGACUCAAUAAAUAAAAUACAUCAUAUUACCUAUUA